This is a messenger RNA of Bursaphelenchus xylophilus (pine wood nematode), 4050 nucleotides long. The record is from the annotation of a GenBank genome assembly. NCBI's taxonomy places the organism in Eukaryota, Metazoa, Nematoda, Chromadorea, Rhabditida, Aphelenchoididae.
AUGUCAGCAACACCAACCUUACCACUAACAAAAGACCUCCCGUAUAAAGGCAAUUUCUCAUCGCCAGAGAAUCAAUAUGUAAGGAGUGACAAAUUGAUGAUUUUUGUUGUAAAAUACGAGCGAUUUAAAUUCCCUUUUACAUUUGCAACAAAUCUUUUUCAGCUCUACCAAACCUACUACGGCCAAGGAGUUUGCAUUGAGAUGUUGUUCAUCCCCAUAAUUUACUUCUGCUUUAUGCUUCUCAGCUAUGUCGGGAAUGCAAUGGUGCUGAUAGCUACCGUCAAAAAUAAGUGAGGAGUUUUUAGAAUUGCAUCCCAAGGUGAAAUACUCCAUGUGCGACACUCAAAUUUUGUUUGAAUUUUUUAAUUUUGAAUUUCCCGCCAAGUUUGGCCUUCUGUUCUAUGGCUCGGGAAGGCUGUAAAUGGUCUAGAAACGAGGUUAUAUCAUACUAUCGGCAUUUUAAUAGAUAUGCAACGCUCAGUUUUUCUUUUAAUUUUGCACCCAUUUUAGGCAUAUGCCACGUAUAAAUUCCUGAAAGUUUUAGCUGGCGUUUUGCAGGCACAGCCGCGAUUCAACGAACUUUGCGGCCGAGAGAGUACGCGAAACGCGGAGAGCGGUCCAAGACGACACACUUUUUGACCGUAUCUUUCUCAGAUUCGCGCGCAAAAAAUUGAUUUUUUUGUGGAAAUAUUACCUUCUGUGGUAGAAAUAGGUAUGCAACUUUUUAUGCAAAAAUUCGCAAAGAAAAUUGUCACAUUUUUUUCAACUUUCGAACUAAAAAUUUCGACGCUUCGACUUUUGGGACAAACGAUACUUCAGGUCGCAUGGAUUCUUUGCAUGAAGGAGGCUAGAAAAAGACUCUGUUUAUAGAAAUAAGAGGAUUGAUUACGUUCUAAGAUAGUGUAUCACCUUUAAAGGUAUUUUACAUGUAUUAUAUUACACUAAUAACAUCCAGAUAAAACUUAUGGAAAUCGGUUUCUGUAGGCUUUUUCAGGCUUUGCAGACAGCUCCUGCUAUCUUUUUUGGGCCUCUGCUUAUCCUACAACUUGUUUCAAUCGAUUCAUGGCUUUCCAGAACCCUCUUCAACUCGAAAAGUUGGGGUGCAAAAACCUCGGUUUUUUCUGCAAAACGCGAGCUAGGAAUCUCUCAAAUGCCCUUAAAAUAAUUCCUCUAAAUCUGUGUGAAGUUUCAUCAAGAUCUGAGCGUCGCACUUGGAGCACUUCCCCUGCAAAUUAAUUCCAAAAUCCCCAAAAAACUCUUUUUUUUAUUUCCUCCAGAAACCUGCACGGUUCCUACAACUUCCUCCUUUGUAUGGUGUGCCUCGGGGAUAUGAUGCACCUCUCCACGCACUGGCUGUAUUUGGGCAACAUGGCCAGCGGGCACAACUUUAUUCCGUACCGUUUCUGCUUCUACGCGGACGCCUUCUUCCAAGUGGGCGCCACUCUCUCCAUUCUGAUGACAUUUUUCGUCGGAAUCGACCGCUUGAUUGGCGUCUGGUUGCCGACCAUUUACAGGAGCUUGAAUCUCCUCUUAUACGAUGGGUUCUUCAUGGCUGUGGCGUUGGCGUUCUCGUUUUUGGUCUUCUUCUUGGGGCUGCAACAUUCGUGGGGAGAGUUCGGCGAUGAGUGAGUUGGAGGGGUGGUUGCAAAGAAAGGCAAAUUACUAAAGAUGGAGUUUACCGAUUUCCCUCAAAUUUGGCAUACAUACUCUAUCUAGGCCACAUAGCAUUUCUUCAAAACUUUGGCCAGCAGUUUGCGGGUGUCGCUGAGAAAUUCAACGAUUUUUGCUAACGAUUAUAAGUUGGAGGGUGAAUGCAAAGAAAGGCAAAUCAAUCGGAUUUUAUAGCAGUCUAUCAAGUCAAUAAAUAAUUUUUUGAGUUUAUGCAACGUAUGUUAAAAUCUAAAAAAUUAACGAUUCAAGAAAAAGACUUUGGGUCCCACCACGAAAACCUGAAAAUUUCAAAAAGGACUCUGAAUUGCUAAAAAAAAAGCCAGAAAGUUGCCGUUUGAAUUUGUGCAACGUAUGCUAAAAUCUAAAAAAUAUUUGGGAUGACCAAGAAAUUUUUUUUGGGUCCCACCACGAAAACCUGAAAUUGUUAAAAAUUGCCUCUUAACUGCUGAAAAGCACAAAAAUGAUUGGGCCCGGUUUUGUCCCCACCCCGGUUUUGUCCCCACUUUUUUCGAGCCUUUUUGUCCCCAGACCGGUUCUGUCCCCAGGACGGUUUUGUCCCCAAGACGCUUUUGUCCCCACUUUUUUUAUUUUUUUGUCCCCACACCGGUUUUGUCCCCAGGACGUUUUUGUCCCCAAGCUGGAUAGUACGAUUAAAAAUCAUGCAUUCAGAUGUUAAUUCUGUUAGUUUGGUGCACAGUACUGAUCAAGCAACAUGUUCUUAGCACUUGGUACUGUAUAGUACAAGGUGGUACUAUAUAGCACGAGGUAAAAAUUAAGCCAUAAGGCGUUAAUGCUGUCGGUUUGAAGCCCCGGACUUCUCGAAAAAUGUGUUUUUAGCACUUGGUACUAUAUAGUACAAGGUGGUACUAUAUAGCACGAGGUAAAAAUUAAGCUAUAACGCGUGAAUGACGUUGUUUUGGUAUGACGUUCAUUUUGUGCAAAAACAAAUUCGUGCUAUAUAGUACCAUGUGCUAAAACACAUUUUUGAGAAGUACUGGGCUUCAAACCCAUAGCAUUGACGUGUUAAGGCUUAAUUUUUACCUCGUGCUAUAUAGUACCACAUCGUACUAUACAGUACCAAGCGCUAAGAACAAGUUUUUUGAGCAGUACUGUGCACCAAACCAACAGCAUUAACAUCUGAAUGCAUAAUUUCUAAUCGUACUAUCCAGCUUGGGGACAAAAACGUCCUGGGGACAAAACCGGUGUGGGGACAAAAAAAAUAAAAAAAAGUGGGGACAAAAACGUCUUGGGGACAAAACCGUUCUGGGGACAAAACCGGUCUGGGGACAAAAAGGCUCGAAAAAAGUGGGGACAAAAACGUCCUGGGGACAAAACCGUCUUGGGGACAAAACCGGGGUGGGGACAAAAACGUCCACUACGCACAAAAAUAUGUUGCUAGAGCUUGUGCAACGUAUGUUUAGAUCUAAAAAAGAUUACGGAUAAUCCAAAAAUAUAUAUUUUGGUUCCCACCACGAAAACCUGAAAAUUUCAAAAAGUGCUUUAUAAUGUCAAAAAAACUUGUAGUUUUAACCUUUACUAAUUUACAAGUUUUUAUCCACUGAAUAACUUUUUUCAGGCCAGUCCAAUGCCGAAUAAUCGACAGCUACGGCGGCGCAGCGGGUCAAGUCUGGUUCCAAAUGUGCGUGAUUGUCAACCUGCUCGACAUAGGUGUCUAUUCACUUGUCUGGCUUCUCCUUCGCCGGCGAGCGGGACAAUCCGGCACAAUGAAAAAGGUGUUCAAAUCGCUGGUUGCGAUGAUGAUUUCGGUAGUUGUGGGCUGGCUGGUACAAGCCUUCGUGAAAGCCAUCCUUUUGCCUCUGGCGAAUUUCCCAAUCAGCCAGUGGUACUAUUGGGAGUCGUGCACCGGGAUCUUGUUGAAUGUGGCGUCAGCUUCGAAUGUUUUCAUCAUGUAUGGGUUUAGGUAGAAAUUUUUAUUUUUUUUUUUUUUUUGAAAAAAGUCAUCAAAAUUUUUUAAAACUAAAUAAUUUUUUGAUUUUUCGACAUCGUUAAAAAUGCUUUGAAAAAAUGUUAUUAAAAUCUUUUUUUUUAUUUGCCAAAAAAAACAUUUUAUUUUUCACCGCACCGUGCGAUGCCAUUUUUAGUGCAAAAACCCGACUGCACAGUGCAGUGUCACAAUUUUUUAUUUUAGCGACCUGUGAAAACAAAAAAAUUCUUUUGCAACUGCUGAUUCAGAACUUUUGAGAUCCAAAUUUGAUCCUAUAAAGUUAUUCCAUAACAUUUUUUUAUUUUUUCAGUUCCGAAUAUCGAAUGACAAUUCAAAGGCUAAUUGGCGGGAAGGUUCCGUUUAUUCCACCGCCAGACGUCUCCAAAACGGCGUUCGCUACCAGUAAAAUCAGCACCGCAACCAACCUCAUCUAA